UAAUGCAGGCGUCUUACAACCAAAAUUGUAAGUUUCCUGGUUAUUUCAUCUAAGGAAGUAUUUCCUUAUAUGCGUUUUAUUUGUUGCGAAGUUUUUUUUAGCUAUUUGACAUGAAGAAUGACAUUAAACAUAGAAUAUAAUACGUGUAAAAAAAAAAGUUAUCCAGCAGUUGCAUUUAUGAGUACAAUUUGCAAAAACCCUAUUCCCAUAUCGCCAGUGACUUCUGGUCGCUUUUGAGCGCAAUUAUAUGGUCGAGUAUGAUUGGUCGAUAGACGUGCCCAUCAUUUGAAACCCGCCUCCCCGCCCCUAAGCCGUCCCAUUCAAAGACGCGAAUCAUUUCCUUCUUGGAGACUGUAUUCGGUUGCCGGCUUUUUCAUUUUUUUACAUCUUCUGUCAAACUGACAGUCGGUAGACGGUGCGAAGGCGGUACAAUCGGUGAUAAUCUACGGCAAUAUACCUGGGAUAAUCAAGUUGGAAAGACAAAGAAGAGGAGGGGGAGGGAUUUCCUCACCGGCAUGGCAGAUGUGGAGCCGCGCCGUCCGACUGAGCAUCCAGCUCAUCACUCACCGGCAGUGGAGUGAGGGCAAGGCGGAAAACAGCUGGGCAAUUCCUGUGGAUUAAAACAAAAAAAGCCGCCACCUGGACUACGUCGGGCGUGUGUGGGGGGGUAGUUCGUGACACGAAUGCCUUUCUUAUUAAUGGAUGUUUUUUUUUUUUUUCAUUUAUAAUAUGUAGCUAUAAUCCACGAGACGCGUAUUUGGCUUGAAUUUAUAUAUUUUUUUCUUUGGAUUUAAAGGAAGUUUUUAACAUAUUUUGUAUAGAAGGUUUUACUUGCUGGGACCGUCGGAGCUUUGCCACGCUGUCCGACCAGUAGCAUGCAGCAGCAGAGAUCAUUCGUCUCCCCGCUGCUGAGCGGUGUAUUCUGUCAGUGCAGCUCGGCGGACGAUGCCCAUUGCUCCCCAGAUUCCGGUGUAGGUGCUGGUACCGGAUUUGGAGCGGCUGGGACUCCAGCACACAAGCCCUGGGACUGCCCGCUAAACGAUCCCCCAAGCGCCCCUCACGGGAGCUUGCACCCGUGCGGCGGCGCGGUCUGUGGUGGCCCCGACCAGGAGCACCGGCUCAAGGUCUUGUUCCAAGUGCUGGACGUCAAUAAGGACGGGGGAAUCUGUGUGCAGGACCUGACCAUCGGCCUCAAAAAGCUGGGUGUUCAUCGCACUGAGAAUGAGCUUAUGAAAAUUGUAAAAGCCGGGGACAAGGACCUAGAUGGACAGCUGGACUUUGAGGAAUUUGUCCACUACCUUCGUGACCAUGAGAAGAAGCUGAGGCUCGUUUUCAAGAGUCUAGACAAGAAGAAUGAUGGUCACAUUGACUCACAGGAGAUCAUGCAGUCCUUGAAGGACCUCGGGGUACACAUCUCAGAGCAGCAGGCGGAGAAGAUCUUAAAAAGAAUCGGGAGGGGGCACAUCUGGGCUCCAUUCGCGUACAUGGAUAAGAACGGGACGAUGACAAUCGACUGGAACGAGUGGAGGGACUACCACCUGCUUCACCCUGCCGACAACAUCCCAGAGAUCAUCUUGUACUGGAAGCACUCCACGAUAUUUGAUGUUGGUGAGAGCUUGCUGGUGCCAGACGAGUUUACGGCAGAGGAGCGGAAGACUGGGAUGUGGUGGCGACACCUGGUGGCAGGAGGAGGUGCAGGCGCCGUGUCCCGUACAUGCACUGCCCCGCUGGACAGGCUCAAAGUACUCAUGCAGGUCCACGCCUCCAGGCGUAACAGUAUGAGCAUGACUGGAGGCUUCAUCCAGAUGAUCCGUGAGGGCGGGCUGCGCUCACUGUGGAGGGGGAAUGGCAUCAACGUCAUCAAGAUCGCUCCUGAGUCCGCCAUCAAGUUCAUGGCCUAUGAGCAGAUCAAACGCUUGAUAGGAAUCAAGCAGGAGUCCCUUGGGAUCAUGGAGCGGCUGGUCGCCGGUUCCUUGGCAGGAGCCAUCGCUCAGAGCAGCAUUUACCCAAUGGAGGUCCUGAAGACCCGGCUGGCCUUGCGGAGGACCGGCCAGUACUCUGGCAUCGUAGACUGUGCCAAGCAUAUCUUCCAGAAGGAGGGACUUGCGGCGUUUUACAAGGGCUACGUUCCCAACAUGCUGGGCAUCAUUCCCUACGCGGGUAUUGACCUGGCCGUGUACGAGACACUGAAGACCUCAUGGCUGCAGCGGUAUGCCACAGACAGUGCCGACCCUGGUGUGUUUGUGCUGCUGGCCUGUGGGACCACCUCCAGCACAUGCGGCCAGCUGUCCAGCUACCCGCUGGCACUGGUCCGAACCCGUAUGCAGGCUCAAGCCUCCUUGGAGGGCGGACCUCAGAUGACCAUGACUGGACUCUUCAGACAUAUUGUGCGGACAGAAGGAGUGACUGGGCUUUACAGGGGCAUCGCCCCGAACUUCAUGAAGGUCAUCCCAGCGGUCAGCAUCAGCUACGUGGUGUACGAGAACCUGAAGGUGACCCUUGGUGCAGCGUCAUAGCAAGUCAAGGCCAGCAGAUCCACAGUGGGGCACUUUCAGUAGUUUAAGGGACAUAUGGGACAAGCCUGGAUCAAAUACCCACUCCCCCUCCCCCGAGUAUUUGCACAGUCAUCUCAUCAGUGGGAAUCCAGAGGAUGGUGGGUAGGUUCAGAGACUGUAGGGGGUGGGAGAAGAUAACUGACACUGCUCUGGGGGAAGAGGACGAAUCAUCACACCUGCUUCUAGUUUAUUUAUUUAUAGUGGGUUUUUUUUGUGUUUAUGACUUUAAUUGUAUUUUAAUCAUCAGGAAAUGAGCCACAUUAUCUCCAAGUCACUGCAGGGCCCUGAUAUUAUAUAUUUAAUAAUAAAUGCAUGUAAUGUAAAGGCUGCAAAAGGUUAGAGUGGUAGCACUUCCUAGGAGGGAGGAUACUUGUUUUUUGAGUCUGUGCUGCCAAGUGGCCGCUUAUUCCAGCUUUUAGCAACUUCAACGUAUGCAGUGCCAGUGCCUCCCAGCGGGUGGCAGUGUUGAUCAGCCAUGCUGGUUGUAAGGAUAUUAAUACGAAACACAAAGUACAAAAGGAUUGGUUUGCUUUUGUUUUGUUCAUCUUAAUUUAACUAUAUAUAUAUAUAUAUAUAUAUAUAUAUAUAUAU
Molecule: messenger RNA, 3146 nt
Organism: Paramormyrops kingsleyae
Lineage: Eukaryota; Metazoa; Chordata; Actinopteri; Osteoglossiformes; Mormyridae
Gene: slc25a25b
Product: solute carrier family 25 member 25b
Biological process (GO): transmembrane transport
Cellular component (GO): mitochondrial inner membrane
Molecular function (GO): calcium ion binding
Source: RefSeq, a predicted model, not a curated record